CAGACGGUAUUCCUGCUCGUCUCGCUCCACCAGUUAAGUUAAAUCAGAGGCAGCCACUGGCACACUGCGGUGGUCUCUCUGUCUGUCCUGCUCUGAAGCAUCAACUGCCUCCUGGUUCAGCACCACAGGACUCGCUGAGGCCCUCGCCCAAGGCCUGUAUCAGUCACCACAGACGCACCCUGCCGACAGGGCCCCCUGUUUAAAAGUCCCAGGAUCUGGCACUAAAAAGGGAAAAUGACGAAUAUAACGACAGAAGGGAUAUCUCUGGAUUGCGGCAUGUCUGGAACGCAUGAAUUCAUCUUCACCCUGGUACCCAUCGUCUACAGCUGUAUCUUUGUCAUCGGCAUUGUCGGAAACAGUAUGGUGGUGGCCGUCAUCUACUGCUACAUGAAGCUCAAGACGGUGGCCAACAUAUUUGUGCUCAAUCUUGCUGUUUCUGACCUCACCUUCCUCAUCACUCUGCCCAUGUGGGCCACAUCUACAGCCAUAGGCUAUCACUGGCCCUUUGGAGGAUUCCUGUGCAAGGCCUGCGCAGGGCUGGUGACGUUUAACCUCUACACCAGCAUCUUCUUCCUCACAGCGCUCAGCAUGGACCGCUAUCUCGCCAUAGUCCACCCAAUGCGAUCACGCAGGUUCCGCACCGUGGUGUACGCACGAAUUACCUGUGUAGUGAUCUGGCUUUUUGCUUUUGUGCUUACUGUGCCCACAGCAAUGACCAGGGAUCUCCACAAAAUCACAAACUACACUACAGUGUGUGGCAUUCUGCACCCAAACAUUGAAGAUGCCUUAAGAUUGAAAGAGCUCCUGCUGGCCAUCAGCCUGAUGAAAAGCCUGCUGGGCUUCCUGGUGCCCUUCAUCAUCAUCAUCACCUGUUACUGCCUCAUCGGACGGGCGCUGCUGGGGAAGAGGCACAUCCAGAAAAGCUCCCGUUCCCGUGAUGACGAGGUUCUGCGCAUGCUUGCAGCAGCUCUCCUGGCCUUCUUCCUGUGCUGGAUGCCCCAUCAGGUGUUCCACCUAAUGCAAAUCCUCACCCAGCUGAAACUGGUGGAGAACUGUACCAUCCUGGAUAUCAUCGACACCGCCAUGCCCUUCACCAUCUGCAUUGCCUACUUUAACAGCUGUGUCAACCCCCUCGUGUAUGGCUUUGUUGGGCACAACUUUCGCAAAAACUUGGUGCGUCUGUUGCGCUGCUCGCCGAGUGGAGCCACAGGGCCUCACCCGAGCAUCAGCUCCAAGAUGAGCGCCCUGUCUUUUCGUGCCUCUGAGGCACUGAGCCUCACAGCCAAAAGUAAGGCCUCCCCUGACGUUAAGUGAAGGGGGGAAAAAAAAAAGAGUGAGGGUACAAAUUCACUCUCCCUGCUCUUUUGGUCUGUGGUUAAGGAGCCGGGGAUGGAGACAUUCCAUGCUUUUAAAACCCCAACUGUAUUACCAAGCACUGAACCAUGCAGAAUGGCUGAAAUGUUGUAUUCAUGUUCCUCUGUGAGUCCAAGAGACAUUCACUACUUUGUACAGAGCUUAUCUGCAGAACAAUUAUUCAUAAACCACCACAUGUCACACAACACUCAUGCUUGUCACAGUCAUGCAUUCAAGUGUUUCACUCCAGUUACGGGAAAUGAAGUCAGUGUCACUGACACAUGUUGUAAAAAAAAAAAAACAUCCAGGAGUACUGCCAUGCAAGAAAAGACUAUACAUAAUUACAGAUUGCUUAUCCCAUUAUUUAUAUAAGAUAUGCAUGUACUGCAGGAUUUUGUCGCCGUAAGGAUAUGGUGCAGUAAUAUAUUGUCCAGUGAUAACCAUUCUGUGUGCUCAGCAGGUCUUUCACCAGUUGGAACAGUGAUCAAGUGCUCAGCAAAGAGGCCAAAAAAAAAAAUCAUAAGCCACCCAUGUAUGAUCUGUCAGCAGUUGUGCACAUGGAACAAUGAAAGUGUAGCAACAUUGUGAUGUAAGUUUAUAUCAGUUAGUAACAUAUUUGACUAACUUGUUCCUGUAUGAUAUAUGUGGUUAAGUGUUUGCAUGAUAAGAUUGCUGAAAUGUUGCCCAGUCUGGGAGUAACAUGCUGUAUAAAUAAGAGUCCUACACAAACACUCCAGGCAGGGUGAUCAUUGUUAAUACCUCUGGUGGUUGUCUUUGUGGUAUUUAAACAUGUUGAUAGAUUCUUUUUUUCUUACUCUGUAAAUGUACAGUUUGUGAAUAUAUGAAAAUAUGAAUAAAAUGAAAAAACCUCAGUAAAA
Messenger RNA from Epinephelus lanceolatus (giant grouper), 2231 nucleotides. It is a transcript of the gene agtr1b, whose product is annotated as angiotensin II receptor, type 1b. The record is from RefSeq and is a predicted model, not a curated record. Gene Ontology annotation, cellular component: membrane; external side of plasma membrane. Gene Ontology annotation, biological process: immune response; positive regulation of cytosolic calcium ion concentration; G protein-coupled receptor signaling pathway. Gene Ontology annotation, molecular function: angiotensin type II receptor activity; C-C chemokine binding; C-C chemokine receptor activity. NCBI's taxonomy places the organism in Eukaryota, Metazoa, Chordata, Actinopteri, Perciformes, Serranidae.